AAUAAAAUGGCUAGAACUAAACAAACCGCUCGUAAAUCCACCGGAGGGAAAGCUCCUAGGAAGCAGCUGGCCACCAAGGCUGCGCGUAAGAGCGCCCCGGCCACCGGCGGCGUUAAGAAGCCUCACCGCUACAGGCCCGGUACCGUGGCUCUCAGAGAGAUUCGUCGCUACCAGAAGUCCACCGAGUUGCUGAUCCGUAAACUGCCCUUCCAGCGCCUGGUCAGGGAGAUCGCCCAGGACUUCAAGACCGACCUGCGCUUCCAGAGCUCUGCCGUCAUGGCUCUGCAGGAGGCCAGCGAGGCUUAUCUGGUCGGUCUGUUCGAGGACACCAACCUGUGCGCCAUCCACGCCAAGAGGGUCACCAUCAUGCCCAAAGACAUCCAGCUGGCCCGGCGCAUCCGCGGGGAGAGGGCUUGAGCUGUCCGCUCCAUAACAAACACAAAGGCUCUUUUAAGAGCCGCUACAUCCACUAAAGACGAUCCUGUGUCAUUACAAACAAGCGCAUAAUUUAUUUCUAUGAAACCUCUGCUGUCUGCUGCCUUUCCUUUACAAUAAACCAUAAUUUGAUGGAUUUAUCUCUUAACCUCUCAAUAUAGCAAAAUCGUUGUUUUUUGUAAUAGUUUCUGUUAAAUAGUUUGUAUUAAAGACUAAUUUAAACAACUAGUAUUUGAGUUACAUACUCAUGAUGUAGAUGGUUUUGCCUGCUGCCCCUAUCACUAUAUUUAGUUAUACCAAUAUUUAGUGAUCCCACAAGUUUCCCAUUUAAUACACAGUCUUUGACAAUUUAAACCAUGUUUUUCCAAGAGUCAGAUUAUUCACAUGUUCACCAUGAGUUUUGUGUGUGGCCCCAUUAACAAUAACUGUUAAUGCUACUGACUUUUUUUAAGCGUGCUCUUAUUUUAUAAACUAUGUAGUAGUAGUGGUUCUUCAGGUACUUCACGAGUAGAAGAACUGCUUCCAACAACAGAAAUAGUUGUAUUAUGUUUACGUAGGUUUUAUAGUAUGUGUUUAGUAGUGAAAGUAUGGUCCCACAUUUAAUACCACCAAAUCUUGGUCUCCCCUCAGUUUAUUUCAACAAUUUUUCUCAGCUUCAGUAAUUUUAAAAAUAGAACACAAAUGCAAAUGCAGCAAAAGCAUAAACACUGGCAUGGUGUAAAAAUGGCAAACUCUCACAACCAAGGACUUCUACAUGUUUAUGUCUAUUGCUGUUUUCACUAGCCUUGUGCCUUUACAUCACAGGUCAGAUUACUGGAGGCAGCAGUUUCCAUUUACCUUGUCUUUUUCUUAAGUAAGAAGAUGUCACACAGCCGCUUUGAAGCCAUCAUGCGGUUUGUUCAUCUAAGUGACCCUGAUGAGGAUAAAGAAAGUGAGAAAAAAAGGAAUUGUGGUGGGCACGACAGGCUUUUCAAAAUAAAGCCACUCUACACUGAGAUGAUAAAUGCCUGCAAGGCUACUUUCCAGCCUUCAAAAAUAUUCCAAUUAAUGAGCGGAUGGUGGGAAGAGAGUUACCAAUGAAUGAAUUGCUGUUUUUGAACUGGAAGGAUUUUAACAGAGGACGAUGUGUUCCACAGUCCAUGAGGCUCCAUGUAGCAGACAAUCGGGAGGAAAGUGAAGGCUGGUGUUUGGACGAAUAAAUGCAUCCCUGCUCCAGACUUCAUUCCGGACCACAAUAAGAUCAUGGGUGGUGUAGAUUUGUCUGAUGAACUCCUGGGUUUUCACACCAUCUGCCAUAAAACCAUAAAGUGUUAUAAAUCUUUGUUUUUCCAAUUUAUGGAUGUUUCUGUGGGUUGUCAGAGCGUAUGCAGAGGUUUCCUGGAGACACGUCUUUGUGUCUAAACAGCUCUGACGUUUUCAACCUCUCAGUUCUCUCUGCAGAAAGAGCAAACCGGAUGGGUUUGGACACGGCUUCUCUGUUUUAGUUUGGUUAUUUUAUUUAUUAUAUGUAAUAAAUUUACAAUUAUUGAAUUGAA
Molecule: messenger RNA, 1970 nt
Organism: Betta splendens (Siamese fighting fish)
Lineage: Eukaryota; Metazoa; Chordata; Actinopteri; Anabantiformes; Osphronemidae
Product: histone H3
Exons: 1
Coding region: 7-417 (136 amino acids)
Cellular component (GO): nucleosome
Molecular function (GO): protein heterodimerization activity; DNA binding; structural constituent of chromatin
Source: RefSeq, a predicted model, not a curated record